UUAUCGUUUACCAAAGUAUAUUAAACUCUAUAAAAGAAUUCAUAGUAGUAAUCCUUUUAAAUAGCUAUCUUUCAAGUAUCUCAUGAUAAAUUUUAUAUACUGUUCCUUCUCAAGAUCACUUCAUUUAAAUAUGAUAGAGAGGGCAACCCUGGUGGCCCAAUGGUUUAGCGCUGCCUCCAGCCCAGGGUGUGAUCCUGGAGACCCAGGAUCAAGUCCUAUGUCAGGUUCCCUGCAUGGAGCCUGUUUCUCCCUCUGCCCCCCCCCUCUCUCUCUCAUGAAUAAAUCAAUAAAAUCUUUAUGAAUUAAAUAAGAAAGAAAAGGAAGGAAGAAAACUUGGGAUUUAGAUGAAGUUGUUUGGUAUCCCAAGUGUGCAUAUAGACACAGUUAUAAGCAUGAAAUAUCAUAUUAAAUACCAUAUGGAAUUUUUAAAAGAAUUAUUGUUCCUGCUUUCAAAGAAUAGACACAUUCUACCUUUCUGCAUAUUUUCCAAGUUGGUGUAAUUUAAGAUUAACAGGAGCUUUGUGGUGAAAAGGAAAUGACUUAGUGAAUCUGUCCAUGAGCUUCAUUCUUCCAGCCAGCACUGGGGUAUGCCAUCAGUCUUAGUUAGCACCCUUGGUGCUACAGUUAAAACUAGUUCAUUGUUGAGAGGGGCCAAGUUGAGUUGCUUGUGUAGACAUUAUUAUGUGUUCCAUAGAUGGACUACUUGUAGUUUUGGGCUCUCUCAUAAGGUGGGUACAGCAGAGACCUGCCAACAGGUGGUCUCACAGGUUUGAAGUCCAGUGGACAACUAGCCUAGAGUAUGGGUUCCAGGGGCAGCAGAUUUGUGCAUCGGGUGGGGACUUGAUCACAGUGUACAACACAGAUGUUAAUAGUUGAACCUCACCAAAAUCCCAGUAAGAUCCUCAGCAACUUAGGACCUUCUUGGCCGGUGAGCGAGGCUUGAGCAAGAUUGCAGAUGGGAUGAAAUGUCAGUAGUUGUGAAGCCUGGAAGAUUAUAAAGGCAGGGAACCAGAUUAAUCUUUGGGUUUUGGUUGUCCCAGAAGAUUGUAUCACAAAUGUUUCCUGCUUUAGGCACAAUUGUUACUAAUAGUGAAAGCUUGCCUUUUGCAAAAUGUUUUCAACAUUUAUCAAAAUGCUUUCACAAACAGGUAAUCUUGCCUUCACAGGAAACCUGAGGGUUGAAUGGGUAUUUGGCAGAUGAAAAAAAACGAGUCUAAUGGAUACUAAAUAACCUUAAGGUUACUUCUUGUUGGCUCUUGCUUUUUUCACUAUAUCAUGCUGCCAAUGCUUGAUUCCAUAUUUAUUUUUAUAUUUAGAAAGCAUAUAGUCCGUUUUCCAGCAGCUGUUGCUAUCUUUAGGGACUGCCAACAUUUUGUUGCCUUUUUUUUUUUAACCUCCUAAAUUGCAAGCAUAACUUUAGCUCAGUAUUGAAAAGUAAGCAAAAACAAAACACUAUUCCAUCACGGCUUAUCAGGUUAAGUUAAAAUUACUCUCCUCUGUGAUGGUCUGUCAGUAAUUCUUGGAAGUGAUACUGAUUUCCACAGUCUACCCUACCUUGUUUAAACCCCAGUUAACCUCACUCUGUAGCUGUUUAGAUAUUUUGUGGGAACCCAAAUACAAGUCCAGACAAGGAGUUCAGAGUUAGAGCAGUUAAACAAGAGUUGCCCCCGUUAUUAGUUGUCGACAUAGGAUUUGUUGGUGUAAACCGUAAGUGCCUGGUUUUUCCAACUUUUCAUUUUACCGGAGAGCCUCUUAUGUUUUUGAGCAGAUUACUCAUGGCCCUUAGGCAUUUUUUAUGUUCCUUCCUGUUACAGUUCCUUUCCAUUUCUCCCCAGAAAGUAUCCUAGAACUCUUCCUACAGGGUGCAGAAUAUAUGUUCAUGUUUUUCAUAUCUGUAAAUUUUGCAUAUUUUAAUUUUAAGUAGAUGAGAAAUAUGAAGGUAAAAAUGAGGGGUAAUUAACUGUGGAUGGAAAUUAGAAUGAGUGGAACAAAAUUAGGCGACCAGUCUGGAAAUCUGCAUUCUAGUCCAGACAUUGCACCACUGCUUAACCCUUCACAAAUCCCUUCUGGAUACCUAGUCAUCUUACCUAUGGAGAGAGUUACAUUAAAUGAUUUCUAGAGCCCCUUUCAAGUUCCAAACCUCAUUCACGUCCCCAAACUGAAUAUAUAAGAUUCUACCAAAUAAAGAGGGAUGUCAAGCGGACCUUCCAGUGGUGAAGAAGAUGAUCUAUGUGAGCCUAAAUUCUGUUGAUAAUCUUAUUAUUGGGAAUUGAAUGAAAGGAAAUAAAGAUGAUUGAACUUCCUGACAAUUGUAAAAAUCAUCCAAAACCCACAAUGACUGGCUAAUCUCUUAAAGUUGGUUCCUAAUCUUGCUCACUAUCAUAUGCCAGCCACCUAACACAGUGCAUGAUCAGUAUGUUGUAUUUUAAGUACAGGUUUUGCCUCUAUCUGAAAGUACAGCAUACCUGUGAAACCCUUUGUAAGCCAAAAAGGCAUAAAGAAGCAAGUACCAUUAAUUCGUUUGGAAAAAGUUUUGAGUGUCCCCGGAACCAAAAAAUGACUUCUCUCUGGCUUUUCUGAUAGAAUAGAACACAUCUUGCUAAUAGAUGCACAGAAUAAAUCAAGAUAAAGCACAGAUGUUCACAGAGUUCAAAGCUCUGAUGGCUUGAUGCUGAGUGUAGUUCCCAGGGAAGAAUUUUGAUGGGGCCACUUUUCUCAGGAUGUGUGCUGCCUCUGUAAUGGCUCACUGCAAAACAUGCUGAAUGCUAUUUUUGCUUUUUACCUUUUUUCAUAAAAGCAAAAAUUCUUUGGAUUUCCUUUAGCUAGUCAAAAUAGAUAUUAAUGUAGGUCUUCGUAAAAGCAAAGUACAAAAUGUGGACUUUCAAAAAGUGAGAGAUACAUGUAUAUACUUCCAUAAAAGAUUGAUGGGCUUCUUGACCAAUUUACUUCAUUAGGACAGAUUAACCAUGUCUUAUAACAACUUUAAAAUUCAGGAGGCAAAAAAAAAAAAUUCAGGAGGCAUAAGAAUAAAUGAUACUGGGACACCUGGGUGGCUCAACGGUUGAGCAUCUGCCUUUGACUCAGGGUGUGGUCCUGGAGUCCCAUAUAGGGCUCCCCUCGUAGAGCCUGCUUCUCCCUCUGCCUCUGUCUCUCUGUCUCUCUCAUGAAUAAAUAAAUAAAAUCGUAAAGAAUAAAUGAUACAAUGCUAGUUGAAAUUUUGGAGGCAAGAUAUGAAAGUACAUUUGGAGCUGGUAUCCUUUAUCCACCCUUCAGCUUAAUGGGUGAUGUUUUUGGGUUGCAGAUUCAAUAGAUUGGAGUUUUAACUCCAAAUUUAAUUUCUCAGGGGGAAAAGAAGCCAUAAUUUGUGUUUAAAGAAGUGGACUAUAGAUAUGAAAGCAGAGAGGAAAGUGACAUAUAAAUAUUUUGUAUAAUCAAAUCAAUUAAAAAUUUUUAUAACAUUUUAUUGUGUUCGGUCUGGGUCAUGGAUUGCUCUGAAUGAUGGAUGAUAACUGUGGCUCCUUUUUCCAGGAAAAUAAAUGUACACUCCCAGUUGUUCAUUCCAUUUGUUGAUGCAGCUAUUGCUUUCUUCCCCUUAGUCCAAGUUCUUGAUAAAAGAGAGCCCUGGAAUGUUAAAUUCUGAAAGCUAUUAGAAAUCAUCUAGACCAGUAUCACUUAAACUGUGUUAUGAAAGCAAUAAAAUGAAUUAAGAUCAACAUUAAAAAUAAAAGAGAAAAAUCAGAUCGAAAAUAUCUAUACUAUCCUAAUAAGCUAAGCGUUUUCUGUAAACUAUCUUUCCAUUUGUGCGUGAAUAUGUGCUAAUACUGAGUCCAAAUAUAUAAUGCAUUUCUGACUGAGGAUUGAAGGUAAAGAUGGAGAAACAGUCAUCUAGAGAACCUCUUCAUAUUAUUGCUGAGAACUUGAGGCCCUUAAAAGCUAAAUGAUUUAUCAGACUCCCCUCCCCUCCAACACACACACACUUCAAUUUUUUGUGGCCGAAUGGGGACUGAACCACAUUAUGUGAUUGCUAGUUUUGCUGUACCAGAAUAUAUAUUUUUUGAAAGAAAUCUGAGUAGAUUAUUUGAAAAUAUUAAAUGCUUAAUUUAUUUCAACUUGGCAUUCCUUAAUCUUUUAUUUUUUCCCACAAACGUGAUCUCUGUUGUCCUAUAAAAUAAUCUGAGCAUGAGCUUCUUUUCCAGAGAGUCGAAAAAUAUUUUGAGGCCUCUUAGUUGGCUGUCCACACACGUGAAUCCUAGAAUUUUGACAUUUAGGGCCUAAUCAGAAGGCCCUAAUUUUAUAAUAAGAUAUGAAGAUUAAGUUUUAUGAUCAAACCAAGUUAAAUCAUUUUAAAUUUUUUUAACAUUCACUUGAUAAUUGAAUGCGAAACAUGGCUCCAGAUGUUGAUACUGGAUCAUUGGGAGACCCCGUAAUCUUCCUUAUUUUAAUCUCAUAUGAGGUUUUCUCAAACUUGAAUGUCCUACAGAUUACCUAGAGGGUCCUGUUAAAAUGCAUUUCUGAUCCAGAAUCUGGAUGAGAUUCUGGAUUUCCGGCAGGCUCCCAGGAGGUUCCGCUGCUGCUGUUGAGGCUGCUCCAUGGACCACACUUUGAUGAGCAAGGACUUGGUGUUACUUUUUAAACUGUGGUAGGAAAACGAAGCUCUUAAGAAGCUUUCUAUGUCAUGAUUUUACUAACAUUUUCAUGCUUUUCAAUUUGAUUAUAAAAGUUAAAAUGCCAUUUAAUUUUUGUAUUUCAGAACAUUUUUUUUGUAUUAACAUUUCUUUAAAACAGCCAUACUCCUCAGUCCCACAUUUCUUGAGUGACAAUGACCCUCUUUGCAGUAUUAUUCUAGGGGAUUCAGAUUGAGCAGUGCUUCAUGUAAUUAGUAUAUUCAAGCUUUUCCACAAAACUUAAUUUUCCAAAUACCUAAAACCUUUAAUAUCAGAAAGAACAUUUUCUAAAAUAUUAUAUGAUUUUCUUAAGCUGUUGCGCACACUUUUUAUUUUAGUGGUGUAAGAGCAGUGUUCAAGCCUUUCUUGGUAAAAGGUGUUGAACUGCAUAUGAAAUGAAUAAAAACCACAAAGCCUUCUAAGGAGCUUAUAUCUACUUUUAUCUUGUAUCUGCUUUUUAUGCUUGUUCUAUUUUGUCUGUCCAGUUGACAAUUAUUAGUAUGUCUGUCUCAAAGCAGCUUAUUCUUUCCAUUCUAAUUGGUCACUAUCUUCACCUGAAAGCCAGGUCUAAUCCUGGUUAGAAGGACCUCCCUAUCAGUGGGGGCUUUCCAAGGAGUUGGUGUCAGGAAGCUCAGUAGCAGUUAAACAGAAGAAAAAUCUUUUGGUUUUAACCAUAUCCUGGGUAGUUAGGUCAAAUGGGAACAGAUUUGUUUCUUCAUACCUUUCACCACAUGCUUUUAAAAACUAGUCUCUAGAUCUCUCUCUGUGAUGUGUGACUUGAGAGGGUGUGUGUGUGUGUAGGGGGGUGGGUAGCCCUGUGAUUGGGGACACAGUAAUUAUAAGUAAGAGCACUCAGGGUCCAUCUAAAAUGGGGAUGAAUAGCCUCGUGGUAAAGACCAUUGGUUCUCUUCUAUACACAGUCUAUCUUGUACUGGCUUUGCAGUUUUAAGAGUAAUAAUGAUGACAAUAAAGAGGAUAUUCCUAAAAAAAAAAAAAAAAGAGGAUAUUCCUUGGUUCAGUCUCAUGAUUUAGGGCCUCAGGGAUUAAAAGUUUGGUUUCGGUUUGUUCUCUGAGUAGAUUAUUAGUUACAAUGACCAUCAUAGUGCAUUCGUUCAGCCCUUACUGUGUCAGGGACUCAUUAUUCAGAUGAAUGCUGUGCAACAAGCAGGGCCGUGGCCGAGAAGAUUGAGCCAGGAGUGGGGGUUAGCAAAUGGCUGCUGCACCUGGAACAGAUGAGAGUAAUCCAGAUAGAUGGGGUGGGAUUAAAUUUCCUCAUUAGUCCCUCUCUAGAAAUAAAUAUAUGUGGAACCUGUAGCAGGGUUUGUUUUUUCUUGCUCAACAAAGCUAGAGUUUGUUGUGGGAUUCACAUCCAUGAAAACCACAUACGUAGUAGUUUAUAUUCUUCUGAUUCAAAGCAGAGAGAACCUGUUUGCAUUUUAAUUAGGCAGCAUCAGAACAUUUAUCAUUUUGAAUAGCCUUUUUACUGGGUUUGUGUUAGAAGUUGUGGAUUAUAUUCUUUAAAAUUAUUACAAGUUAAAUAAAGCCAUAACAUUGAGGCCGGAUUUUGAGAUCCUGCGCAGGGCCCAUCUGAUGUAUUUUUAGUGAAUUAUAACCUUUAAAUACUGAUUAAAGGUUACAGAUUUGUUUCAUUUGAAUCUUAUUUUCAUAUCUAAAAUUUGUCUGUUUCAGUACAGCUAAACCUAGUGGUAUAAUCUUAGUCAAAUUUAAAAGUAUUUUCUGAUCUGGGACUCCUGUCAAAGAUCAACAUAGGAACUAGAAAAUGUUAGGAGGUAAAAUGAACACAUGACCUCAUCUCUCUUAUUUUACACUAGACUAUAACUUGCGUUCAAAGAGACUGGAAAAAGAAAAACAACAUUCCUUUCCAUUAAGCUGUCAUAAAUGUGUUGUUGAGUAUGGUUUUGCUAUUAAUAAUCCCUUUUAGCUGGAAGAAUGGAGGAUUUUGUUUGAAGUAUCUGAAACUAAAUGCUGCUGGGAUAAAGAUUUUACUAGAAACACAGAGUAGUUACCAGUCCCUACCCUUUGUUAAUUGAUCCUGCUUGUUUAACUGGGGAAAUAAAAAUGUACAUCUACUGCAGAGAAAUCUGUGGGCACAAACUAUUCCUUUCCUGUUUGCAGAUGUAUUUCAUAGGUUGUUUUUCUUACCUAAAUAUACAAUAAUACAGGAGACAACAGAAUGCAACUACUGUUCCUUUAAUACCAGAGCUAUGCACGUUACAAUAGGUGUCACUGUUUUGCUUGGUCCAAUCAUGAUUGGUGACUUCAGCUAUUGGCUCCCAGCACUGGCUGUCUGACUCCAUCUGCAGGGCUGUAAUACCUACUCUCCUCCGAUCCAUUCACCAUACAACUUCAGCCGGCUGAACAGACUCGCACGGCUCCAGCACAUCUUGCUAACCUAAUUCAGAAAACAAGUGCUACGUCUCUCUCUGCCUGUCAUCUGUGCUCAGCGUAGCAUUUUCAGGUGAUCUAGGAAACUGGGUUAUUUUUAUGAGCACAUAAGAGCAAUAGGAAUCAUGAUGGAGAUGUAUUUAGCAGACCCAGUACUGGAUAAAACUUAAAGCCAGUUUCUAUUGAACAUAGUGAAAAGGUCACCUUGUCCGGCUGAGAGAAGAAGCAAAAUAGCAGCUUGUUGGUUUCUGUUAACAUCUUGGCUCAUGCUAGCCUCUUUUCUUUGAUGUUUGCACCAAUUUGGGAUAUCUAGCUAUAAAGAAAGACAUACUGUACUCAUGGUAGAUGACAAGGAAAAGAACAUGAAAUGUCUCACCUUCUUCUUGAUGCUUCCAGAGACGGUAAAGAAUAGGUCCAAGAAAAGCUCGAAGACAAAUACCAGCAGCAGCAACAGCGGCAGCAGCAGCAAGUUGCCCCCAGUUUGUUAUGAAAUAAUUACCUUGAAGACUAAAAAGAAGAAGAAGAUGGCUGCUGAUAUAUUCCCUCGUAAAAAACCAGCCAACUCCAGCAGCACCACUGUCCAGCAGUACCACCAGCAGAAUCUCAGUAAUAACAACCUUAUUCCGGCCCCAAACUGGCAGGGUCUUUAUCCUACCAUUCGAGAAAGAAAUGCAGUGAUGUUCAAUAAUGAUUUGAUGGCAGAUGUACAUUUUGUGGUUGGGCCACCAGGUGGGACUCAGCGGUUGCCAGGACACAAAUAUGUUUUAGCUGUUGGGAGCUCUGUGUUCCAUGCAAUGUUUUAUGGAGAACUUGCUGAGGACAAAGAUGAAAUCCGUAUACCAGAUGUCGAACCUGCUGCUUUUCUCGCUAUGCUGAAAUAUAUCUAUUGUGAUGAAAUUGACUUGGCUGCUGACACAGUGCUGGCCACUCUUUAUGCUGCCAAAAAGUACAUUGUCCCUCACCUCGCCCGAGCCUGCGUUAAUUUCCUGGAGACCAGCCUGAGCGCCAAGAACGCCUGUGUACUCCUCUCCCAGAGCUGCCUGUUUGAGGAGCCAGACCUGACCCAGCGUUGCUGGGAGGUGAUCGAUGCCCAGGCUGAGUUAGCUCUCAAGUCUGAGGGAUUCUGCGAUAUCGACUUCCAGACUCUAGAAAGUAUCCUCCGCAGGGAAACUCUGAAUGCCAAAGAAAUUGUGGUUUUUGAGGCAGCUCUCAACUGGGCUGAAGUGGAAUGCCAGCGACAAGAUCUAGCUUUGAGCAUUGAAAAUAAACGCAAGGUCCUUGGAAAGGCACUUUACUUAAUCCGCAUACCCACAAUGGCCCUGGAUGAUUUUGCAAAUGGUGCUGCCCAGUCAGGAGUUUUAACUCUCAAUGAGACCAAUGACAUUUUCCUCUGGUACACUGCAGCCAAAAAGCCCGAGUUGCAGUUUGUAAGUAAAGCCCGCAAGGGCCUCGUCCCCCAGCGCUGUCACCGUUUCCAAUCAUGUGCCUAUCGUAGCAACCAGUGGCGUUACCGGGGCCGCUGUGACAGCAUCCAGUUCGCAGUUGAUAAGAGAGUGUUCAUUGCUGGCUUUGGGCUGUAUGGCUCCAGCUGUGGUUCUGCAGAGUAUAGCGCCAAGAUUGAACUCAAGCGGCAGGGCGUUGUUCUGGGGCAGAACUUGAGCAAGUACUUCUCAGAUGGCUCCAGCAAUACUUUCCCCGUGUGGUUUGAGUACCCAGUGCAGAUUGAACCAGACACCUUCUACACAGCCAGCGUGAUACUGGAUGGAAAUGAACUCAGCUACUUUGGACAAGAAGGCAUGACGGAAGUUCAGUGUGGCAAGGUGACUGUCCAGUUUCAGUGCUCCUCAGAUAGUACCAAUGGCACUGGGGUGCAAGGAGGGCAGAUCCCUGAACUCAUAUUCUAUGCUUGAAAACACCUCCCAAAGCAGUGUGAGCUCUGAGGUGCGCAUCUGGUUCCUACUUGCUUAUACUUAGCUCAUCUGCAGAUCAGCGCAGGUAAUUCGUAAUGAAUGAAGCUGUAGGCAGUUUCUUAAUUUCUUUCAAACUUUUAAUUAUGUAUAGGCAAAAAUGCAGCAUUCAGCUUUUAACUAUAUGCUUAAAAGAGCCAAGUUCUUAUUAAGGCUUUGUGGUUUUUAGAGUUGCAUCUAUACACCCGAGGAGAAUUUGUGCUCUUUUCCAACUGCUCCAUUGACCUCCCAGUUUUGUGUCUCUCAGAAUUUCUGGGGCUUUAUUUUGACAAUAGAAAUAAAUAUUCUAAAAUAAUAAUGAGUUAUUUUUAAAGAGAACUUCCCCCCUCUCCCCAAAUUACAUGUAAACCUCAGUGUACAAUUUUGAAAGAAGCUUUGCUUCGUAAUAAAUAAUAAUGUAGAAAGUAGGCGAUAGUUUUGUUUAGCUCUUGUUUCAUUUUAAGUAUUUUACUCUGGGCAUUAUUUUUUCUUAAAUCCAAAAUUCAUAAGAUUGUUAAAUGUUAAACACUGCAAAGUAUCAAUGUAAAAUAGGAAAUUGGGUGUUUGCUUAGGCCAGGACUUCUACUACAAGCAGGUUUUUAUCUUUUUAGUUUAGAAGGCAAACUAUUGCAGUACAGACACUUCUUUUGGAACUAAAUUACACAUUUUUAUUAUCAUUGGGGAAAAUCACAAGCCUAUUAAUUUAAAAUAAAACAGCUUAGAAAGGAAACCUAAAGAAGUCCCAUUCUACAAAUAGUCUAUUUGAUGGCAUGAUAGAACACACCAUUUGAAAAAGCCAGUCUUCUCCCCACUUUGCUUCUGAUCCCCACUAUUUGCUUGUUUUUAUAAGUCAUACUUUAUAGAAUUCUUAUGCCCUUUUUCCCAUGAAAAGAGGACCAAACAAUUCUUCAGAUUUGUAGAGUAACAAUUAGUUUUGUAGCACUACAUGUUAAUGUAAUAAGAUACUUUUAUUCUUUGAUUUUUCUUUUUUCUUUUUAAUCCAAAAUACACUUUACCUGAUCUACUUUGACCACAUACUAUCUUCUUAGUUAUAAUUAUGUCCUGUUCCUAGACUGCUAGAAUUUGGUCUUUGGCUAUCUUAAAGUGCCAAUAUAUGCCUGCAGGGUUUUUUAAAAUAAGUCUGGAGCGAUACAUUUGAUUGUACCUGAUACUCACUGCAUCAGCAUCACAUCCGGCCCUCUUAUUUUUACAUGGCUAAUGUAAACAAAGGAGGGAAAAGCUCAUCCAAAAAUUCUCCUUCAGUGAUGGCUUGUGAUGGUUUAGUGCCUGUGACCCUGGUAGUGUCCAAUGUGUUCACUGCCAGUUGAAGUAUCCAUGUCUUUCUGGGCAGCUUUUCUGCUCAGUGUGAUCCUGAGAUGGCUUCCCCCACCACCCAGAGUGUGGUCCCUGGCCGCCUCCUUCUCCUGCUCUGCGAGUCCCAAGCUGGCUUGUCUGGAGCCAGGGGUUAGUCCUGGGGUG
Nyctereutes procyonoides (raccoon dog) is the source of this 10495-nucleotide messenger RNA. It is a transcript of the gene BTBD3, whose product is annotated as BTB domain containing 3. Gene Ontology annotation, molecular function: protein binding. The record is from RefSeq and is a predicted model, not a curated record. The coding region runs from base 7409 to 8980 and encodes 523 amino acids. Gene Ontology annotation, cellular component: cytosol. Lineage: Eukaryota; Metazoa; Chordata; Mammalia; Carnivora; Canidae. Gene Ontology annotation, biological process: cerebral cortex development; dendrite morphogenesis; neurogenesis. The transcript has 4 exons.